CUCAGUAAUUGGAUGAAAUACUCCCACUUCUCCCUCUCUCCUCCCCUUUCACUCUGGUCUCCGUUGAGUUUCAUGCUGCUUGGUGCACACCAGUGGGAAAACCUUCAUGCACAAACUUCCAGUGUGGAUCUCAGGCUCAGCUAUGCAGUAAGAGCCCAGGAUUAGCCCGAGCUGAGCACCAGUGCAAGGACUGGGCUUUUGGCCAUUUACCCAGAACGUGGCUUAAACAACCAGAAGCCUAUUCCCUGUGUUUGUCUUUUCCACCCUAAGUCUCCUCCUCACUCCCUUCUCAUUCUUCCCCCCCUCUGUUUUUCACCUCUUUUCUUCCCUUCCCUUCUUUUCUUUGACUAUGACUCUUUUAUCAGAAGAUCAGUCUGUGCGGCCUCAGCCCUGCCGGGUCCCAGAGCCCGGCAAACACAUCAGCAGCUCUUUGCACCGGUACUCAACAGACUGCCCGGGCUCCAAAGAGGACUACAUGGACAGUGUAGAGUCUGCUGUGUUUGGAGCCGUGGAGCCUCCCAGGCGUUCACGGGGACGCCUCAUCCUCCACGGCCUGGUCAUGUUCGGAAGGGAAUUCUGCUACGCCGUGGAGGCGGCUUUCGUCACGCCGGUGCUGCUCAGCGUGGGCCUGCCCCGGAGCCUGUACAGCCUGGUGUGGCUCAUCAGCCCCAUCCUGGGUUUUCUGCUGCAGCCCAUCAUCGGCUCGGCCAGUGAUCACUGUCGGUCAGCGUGGGGCCGGCGGAGGCCUUACAUCCUGGCCCUGGGUGUGCUCAUGCUGCUGGGAAUGACCAUGUUCCUCAACGGGGAUGCUGUGAUCUCAGCACUCGUCAGUGACAGGUCAUUGAGGAGGAUAUGGGCCAUUGUGCUGGUGAUGAUCGGGGUGGUGCUGUUCGACUUUGCUGCAGACUUCAUCGACGGACCCAUCAAGGCGUAUUUGUUUGACGUAUGUUCACAUAACGACAAGGAAAGAGGCCUGCACUACCACGCUCUGCUCACUGGACUUGGUGGAGCUUGUGGCUACUUGGUGGGUGCCAUGGACUGGGGUCACUCGUUGCUGGGUCAGCUGCUGGGCUCUGAGUACCAGGUCAUCUACUUCUUCUCAGCGCUCACCUGGGGUAUCUUCCUCACCGUACACCUCUUCAGUAUUCCAGAAACACCGCUGGUCAAAGACACAUCCUGCACUGAUUCUGCACCUCCCAGCGCCCUCCGGCUACUGGGCUCCAACAGUAACGGUUAUGGGACUCUGGGGAAGGAAUCCACCGCCCCGGGGGUCUCAUCAUCAGUUUCAGAUCUUAGGCCGAGGUCUUUCUCUGCCCUGGGGGAAGCAAACUCAGUAACCUCCAGUGCAAAGCAGCCAAAUAAGGAGGCCCAGAAAAGGAUGACGUUCAGGUCGCUGAUGAAAGCUAUCAUCAACAUGCCAAACCACUACCGCUACCUUUGUGUCAGUCAUCUGCUGGGGUGGACAGCUUUCCUCUGCAACAUGCUCUUCUUCACCGAUUUUAUGGGACAGAUUGUUUACAAAGGAAAUCCAUACGCAGACCACAACUCGACGGCCUACGCCACAUAUGAGAGGGGAGUGGAAGUGGGCUGCUGGGGGCUGUGCAUCAACGCUGUGUCCUCUGCUCUGUACUCAUACGUGCAGCGCUUCCUGCUCCCCUACAUCGGAUUAAAGGGUUUAUACUUCGUGGGCUACUUUGUGUUCGGCCUCGGCACCAGCCUCAUCGGCCUCUUUCCCAACAUUAUUGCCACUCUCAUCCUCUGCAGCGUGUUCGGUGUCAUGUCCAGCACUUUGUACACAAUCCCUUUCAACCUGAUUGCAGAGUAUCAGCGGGAAGAGGAGGAGCUCCUGAAACUACGUGGAGGCAAACACAGCCCUCGGGGCACCGGGGUGGACUGUGCGGCGCUCACCUGCAUGGUCCAGCUGGCUCAGAUUAUCGUGGGGGCGGGGCUCGGCGCUCUGGUCAACAUGGCGGGAAGUGUCAUCGUGGUGGUCCUGUCAGCUUCAACCAUGUCCCUGCUCGGCUGCAUCUUCAUCGCUGUCUUCAUCAGAUAUGUUGAAUGAUUGCUUCUGUAAAAGUGUUUGGAUGUUAUUGUUUUAAUAAAUAAAGAUUCUUUAUUCUAUC
Molecule: messenger RNA, 2123 nt
Organism: Sphaeramia orbicularis (orbiculate cardinalfish)
Lineage: Eukaryota; Metazoa; Chordata; Actinopteri; Kurtiformes; Apogonidae
Gene: slc45a2
Product: solute carrier family 45 member 2
Exons: 7
Coding region: 350-2062 (570 amino acids)
Cellular component (GO): membrane
Molecular function (GO): sucrose:proton symporter activity
Source: RefSeq, a predicted model, not a curated record